Molecule: messenger RNA, 1637 nt
Organism: Xyrauchen texanus (razorback sucker)
Lineage: Eukaryota; Metazoa; Chordata; Actinopteri; Cypriniformes; Catostomidae
Product: claudin-8-like
Exons: 1
Coding region: 25-699 (224 amino acids)
Biological process (GO): bicellular tight junction assembly; cell adhesion
Cellular component (GO): bicellular tight junction; plasma membrane
Molecular function (GO): structural molecule activity
Source: RefSeq, a predicted model, not a curated record
GCUGUCACAAACGCUGCUGCCAUCAUGAAGGGUAAACUGGAGAUCCUGGCCUUGGUGCUGGGCACUAUUGGCCUUGUAGGGACCAUAGCAGUGACCGUGAUGCCCAUGUGGAAGGUCACGGCUUUCAUUGGCCCCAACAUCGUCAUCAUGGAGAUGCAGUGGGAGGGGCUGUGGAUGGCCUGCAUACGGCAGGCGGACAUUAGCAUGCAGUGUAAGGUCUAUGACUCCUUGCUCAUCUUACCAGCGGACAUCCAGGCGGCCCGUGGACUCAUGUGUGCAGCCAUAACGCUGGCCGUUCUCGCCGUUCUGGUGUCCGUCUUCGGAUUGAGUGGGACAAACCGUUUUCAAGAAGAUUUCAGGGCCAAAAAAGUGAUUCUGGGUGUUGGCGGUUGCCUGUUUGUUCUCGCUUCCCUGGCAACUCUACUUCCUGUGUCCUGGACCACUAACACCAUCGUCAGAGAUUUCUACAAUCCCAUGGUGGUGGAAUCGCUGAAGCGGGAGAUCGGACAGGCCCUUUAUGUCGGCUUUGCAACAUUCAUCUUUCUCGUGAUUGCGGGGGUAAUCCUGCUGUGCCGUUACUCCCACCAAAGAGAAGAAGAGGAGGAGGAGGUGUAUGCGCCAGUGUAUGAGGACAAACUGAGAAUGUCCAUGUUGAGUCGAACAUCCUCUAAUUCUUACCGGAAGAAUCAGUAUGUCUGAUAAUGUAAUAAAUGAUAGUUGACUAUAGUUCAAUUCCAAUUCCUUUCUGACAUUCAGUUUGUUCAAAGUGCCUGUCUAUAUUAUAAUAUGGGAUUUGAGGCACAAGCCUCAUGGAUUAUCAAACAUUUUGAGAGCAUUUACAAAAUCAUCUUAUUCGAAAAAACAGACAACGGAAGAAAUAUUGACAAGAGAUUUGACAUGACAUAAGAUUGGAAAUCAUCUGAUUAUUCUUUGCUUUUGAUGUCAAAACUGAAACACUUAAACUGUUCAUGACUUUACCCUGAUGAAGGAACGCCACUGAAGCCAUUUACGUGCCCUUACAUGCUGAGAUCAUUUACAUGCAUGCCAAUACACUGAAUAUCAGUUUAUUGAAAAAAUCGGACAACGCAAGAAAUCUGCGUUUACAUGACAUGUUAAAACAUAAACAGGCAUGCAUACAACACUUGCACACAUUGGAUACGCUGGUAAGAUCACUGGUAAAAAUCCACCUGUUUCGAUUGGUUUAUGCAUAAACGUUUCUGACCUUACCUGUAUAAAGGAAAACCAUUUAAGCCAGUAACAUGGCCUAAAACGAUGGUGGUUAAGCACCAUAAUUGGUGUAAGAAUGUGCAUGUCAAUGUGCAUGAUUAAAUGGAGUGUUGUCCAAGAAGGAAUCCAAUACAUACCUAUAACAACCUAGCAACAAUGUGGAAACUCUGGUUACUAUGGUAAAUAUUUUGAAUAUACAUGAAAAUUACCCUAUGCUUACACAAAAAAAAAUUGACUUUCUAAAAAGUACAAUAUUUCAAAAAAACAUUUUUUGCUAUUUUUGCUUUUAUGUUAAAUUACUUUGAAAUGUAUAUAUCAAAUAUUGUAUAUUAUGGUUAAAAUAAAGUGAUAUAAAUGUUGGAUUCCUAUAGAGCACAAUUAUAUUGCUCAGAGGUUGUUCUUUCACACUG